Messenger RNA from Girardinichthys multiradiatus, 3524 nucleotides. RefSeq names its product bone morphogenetic protein 2b (gene bmp2b). Gene Ontology annotation, cellular component: extracellular region. Gene Ontology annotation, molecular function: BMP receptor binding; cytokine activity; growth factor activity. Lineage: Eukaryota; Metazoa; Chordata; Actinopteri; Cyprinodontiformes; Goodeidae. Bases 431 to 1690 code for a protein of 419 amino acids. The record is from RefSeq and is a predicted model, not a curated record. Gene Ontology annotation, biological process: BMP signaling pathway; negative regulation of transcription by RNA polymerase II; SMAD protein signal transduction. The transcript is spliced from 3 exons.
AAUAGAAGCACUACGGUGCCGCACUCUCCCACUCGCAGGAACAGCUUCUAGAGGGCUGACACUUCAGUGCGCUUCUCUCUCCAACUUCCAGCGCUGCUCCAUUUAUGACUUCAGUGAGCUUUUCGUCUCUUUUUAAGAUGAGCAGUCAAAAGUCUUUACACUUUCCUCGAUUAUGCCAACGCGUAGCCGUUUCCUCAUAGAUUUAACAUAGACCAGUAUUUUUUUCUCUACGUAUAUACUGACCAAGACCUAACUCAACCCGCAGCUGGUGAGAAUAUGUGCGAAAGACAAUCGGCGAACGACAUGGGCUGUCAUUGGUCCCCCAAGGAGAAGCAGCGUGGAUUAAACACGAAUUAAUGUGGAAUUUAUCGGAGCUCAAAGGUGGAACGACGACCGGACACAGCGCUUUCUCGUCAGGGACUGACUGAUCAUGGUCGCCGUGGUCCGCUCUCUCAUGGUACUGCUGCUCACUCAGGUGUUGCUGGAAGGUGCUGCUGGACUCAUCCCCGAGGUCGGCCGGAGGAAGUACAGCGAAUCUGGGAAGCAGAGCCCGGAGCGGUCAGAGAGCUUCCUCAACGAGUUUGAGCUUCGGCUUCUUAACAUGUUCGGGUUGGGGCGCAGACCCACCCCCAGCAAACAGGCUGUGGUGCCACAGUACAUGGUGGACCUUUACCACAUGCACUCUGCGAACGGAGACCACAGCACUAAACGACCCAAAACCAUGGGAAAGCACGCAGAGAGGGCCGCCAGCAAGGCCAACACAAUUAGAAGCUUUCACCAUGAAGAAUCAAUGGAGGCCCUGGCCAGCCUGAAAGGCAAAACAACCCAGCAAUUUUACUUCAACCUCACAUCUAUCCCUAAAGAAGAGCUGAUAACCUCUGCAGAGCUCCGCAUUUACAGGGAUCAGGUCAUUAGAGCUGCACCCCCUAAGAACAGCAGCUCUACUGACGGUGCUCUCGCUGGAGGCCUCCAUCGUAUUAACAUUUAUGAGAUCUUCGGAGUUCCAGUAGGCUCUAACAGCACAGAACAUCUGGUCCGUCUGUUGGACACCCGGCUGGUUCAGGACUCUUUGAGCCGCUGGGAGAGUUUUGACGUGAGUCCUGCUGUAUCUCAAUGGACUUCAAGGAAAGGCUCCAAUCAUGGCUUCAUGGUGGAGGUGCUUCACCCAGAGGAGGGGGAGAUGGACACACAGCAUUCCCAGAGAAGAAGCAAGCACGUCAGGGUGAGCCGGUCCCUACACCAGGACCAGGACUCGUGGCCUCAGGCUCGGCCCUUGCUGAUAACUUAUGGUCAUGAUGGCCGUGGGGACUCAGUACUCCAUACACGGGAAAAAAGGCAGGCAGCACUCCGGAAACAACGCAGGAAGCAUCAGCACAAGGCGAGUUGCAAAAGGCAUACCUUGUAUGUAGACUUUAGCGACGUGCAGUGGAACGAGUGGAUAGUGGCACCCCCUGGCUACCAUGCCUAUUAUUGCCACGGGGAAUGCCCCUUUCCAUUACCUGAUCACCUUAAUGCAACUAAUCAUGCCAUUGUGCAGACACUUGUCAAUUCAGUCAACUCAAACAUCCCCAGAGCCUGUUGUGUGCCCACUGAACUCAGCCCCAUUUCAUUGCUUUACCUGGACGAAUACGAGAAGGUGAUUCUGAAAAACUACCAGGACAUGGUGGUGGAGGGCUGUGGUUGCCGAUGAGAAAUGGGUUGUGUGGACAGAAAGUAUGAAUGGGCAAGGGAGAGAGACUGAUUAAACUUUACUAUGGACACCCAGUUUCCCAAUGAAGACAUUUAUUUAUAUGAAAGAAACAAAAAAAUAGAGAUAUUGAGGAAGAAGAAAAAAAACUAUAUAUAUGAAUAUAUUUAUGUCUACAUAAAGUUGGGAAAAAUAAAUGUUUUAAUCAAAGGAAUAUUCCUUUACUGGUUCUGAAAAAGCAUUUCUGUUGUACAUUUUGAAAUGGGUGCAAUACCACAUGAAGUAUAAUGGUCAGAUGUUUAUUUUGUAUUUAUUUCUAUUAUAACCACUUUAUUUGUAAAUAAAUAAUGUGUAUUUAUCAUAAAAAAACAUGCAAUUAGUCCAGUUUUCUAAGAUCAGCACCAGCUGUAUCUGGGAGGGGGACUGGAAGGUGAAGAUUUGUGGCUGAUGUGAAGAUGACUUUAAAUGCUGACUACCAAAAUAUAACACUACACUAAUUGCAACUAAAGCAAUGAAAUGUUUUGGUAAUCGUAAUUGGAAACUAAAAGCAAAGAUCACUAGUGUAACAAGCUGCAAUGUAGUGCAGGGUCACACGACAAUUUUCAUGCCCACAAAUGUAAUAGACUCCCAUGGGAGGAUUAUAAAAACAGCCAAGCAUGUUUUUACACAUUACAUGUCGAUGCAAAGAUUCCUGGGAACAAUCUUCCAAGAGCUAGCUCCCAUGUUUAUUCUUCUCCAAACCAAUAUUAUCAGAGGGAAAAAAGUGUAACUGCAGCGCUUCUGUGGAAGCUCUGACAUGGUUUAUUUACAGUAAGAUCCGACAUUGAAAGAUUGCACACUGUGGUAAACAGGGGACACCAACAAGUCCAUACCAGGAGAGGACUUUACUGGCACUUUAGUUAAUUAGGAUAAACACAUACCUGCUCCUGUCUAUAUGCAGCAUAAGCUCAGACAAAUUACCACAACAAUGUCUGUCUUUCCUCUGAUAGAUUUGAAUCAGGUUUUAAUAAGUUUAAGCUUUUAAGGAAAUAAUAUAUUGUUUCACAGACAGGUUGAAGCACAUAAUGCACUGGAAGAGUAAGAUACUCAUGUUUUAUAUGAAGUAUCUUACAUUAUAAGUCUAAAUCCUAAUACAUUUUAGUGGGGAUCUUUCCCUUACAAUAUUUGAGAUACACAAAAAACAAAUACACAAUCCGAAUGAAAGAGAACUGGUCAGAACUGCUCCAAAUAAAUCAGAGGAGAUCAUCUUGUGUUGCCAUAACAUCACAUCAAUUAAAAAGAGACAAAGGAGAAAUCUAAAAGAGUUUUAUGGAGGAAGAAUGCAUAUAAGAGUGCAUUAGAAAGAAUUUCGAGGCAUCACAGCACAGCUCAAAAUACUUAAAAUAGAAUGGUUUAAUGUGAAAGCACAUUGGGACCAAGGAAUGUUGGUUUUCAAUCUCAGACACAUGCAUAUGCUUGCAUGGAAAACCAAUGUGGUUGUUUUUUUAGUCAUUUAUUCAAGGAUAUUUAUUCAAGGCUUUUUGUCUUCAGAAACAAAUGUGCAUUAAACAAAGAUACAAUUGUUACUUAUGUGGGAAACAAAUGAAAACAUUAAGAAGAAGCCCUAAUGCUUCAUAAAGGAGUUGUAAAGUUGCACAGUCUAUAUCAGCUCAUGUGUCCUCAAAGUCGUCAUGUCUAUUGAACCUUUCCACAUGCUGACACUUUAAAAUCAUAAACCUUAGUGUAUUUUAUUGGGAUUUGAUGUGACAGACUAACACAAAGUAGUGCAUAACUGUGAAGUAAAAGGAAAAUGAUAGAUGGCUUUCAAAUUAUUUUAUGAAUAAAAACCUGAAAAGUG